AUGUGGAAUCCACGUUGCCGAAAGUAUAAGACAGGUGUUUCUCCUGGUUGUAGUAUUGGAAUUACUUCUUGCAAUACUCGAGUUGGAACUUUAAGAGCUUUUGUAGAAAAUAAAAAUAAUUCAAGUAAUAACAUCUAUUUUUUGAGCAACGAUCACGUUCUUCGUCUAAAAUGUGGUUCUGAGAUGAAAAGCAGUGUUAGACAGCCAGCUUAUAGUGAUUAUGAAGGCGCUACUAAAAGGAAAAUAGAAGGAGAAAAAUAUCUAUUAGAAAAAGCACAAGAACUCGGCAUAUUUGUAAAGGGUAAACGCGGUAUUUAUGAAAUUAACAAUAAAUCGUAUGGAGUUGAUGCUGCUAUAGCCUUAGUCAAUAACCCUGAUAGGAAACGCUACAUAAAUCCAAAAGGUUUCGCCAUACCUGAUAUAAUAUUUAGAGAUCGUUCCCUUGUGCCUAUUAAAAUUUCUGGUGACAUCAAAGAUGUUAGUUCAAUUAUUCCUAAAGAGCUCGUAUUUAAACUUCUAUUGUUGUUGAUGGAACAAUCACCAAUUUUAGGUGAUGUUCUUAUGGAUAAGAUUGAAUUAAAAGGAGAAACAAUAUUCCCAUCUAUACGGUUAGAUAACAUGGAGACUCGGGUAGGGAAAAUCAUAGCCUUGGGUCACGGUGUUCUCAUUAUAAAUAAUUUGAAUCAGGAUUAUCCUGUAGGAAAUCCAAUUAAUGCCGUGAUAGAGGCCCUUUGA
Messenger RNA from Funneliformis mosseae, 735 nucleotides. Lineage: Eukaryota; Fungi; Glomeromycota; Glomeromycetes; Glomerales; Glomeraceae. The record is from the annotation of a GenBank genome assembly.